AUGGCCUUAACACUUCGUUCUUCGACUUCAUUCAUCAAUCUAAGAGACAGCAGAACAAGUUCCAAAACUCCUGAUGAUUUUGAUUUUCCCAGCACGGUUACCUUAACACAAAUAAUCAAGCCAUCUUCCCAUCUGCUGCGCGCAAAGAACUCGCCACAAGAAGCUCCAAUCUUUCAGCCGGAAAAAACGAUAUCCGAAAGGAGAGAGAAACUUCACGCCAUGUCAGCACCCCACGGGGCCCACAAAAAUAAUACCCAAAACACGAGGGUGCCCGUUUUCGUGAUGCUUCCCCUCGACACGAUCUCCAUAGCCGGGAAUCUGAACAAACCAAAGGCCAUGCUAGCUAGCUUGAUGGCCCUGAAAGGCGCUGGAGUCGAAGGAGUUAUGGUAGACGCGUGGUGGGGACUGGUCGAGAAAAUCGGGCCCGGAAAGUACAACUGGGAAGGCUAUGCCGAGCUGGUGAGAAUGGUCGAGAGGCUCGGUUUGAAGCUUCAAGUCGUCAUGUCCUUUCAUCAGUGUGGAGGCAAUGUUGGGGACAAUUGCAGUAUUCCCCUGCCUCCAUGGGUUCUUGAGGAGAUAAGCAAGAACCCGGAUCUUGUGUAUACAGAUAAAUCGGGCCGGCGUAACCCGGAGUAUAUAUCGUUGGGCACCGACUCGUUGCCUGUUCUAAGAGGUAGAACACCGAUUCAGGUCUAUUCCGACUACAUGAGGAGCUUUAGGGAGAGAUUUCGUGACUACUUGGGACAUGUUAUUGUGGAGAUUCAAGUUGGGAUGGGACCUUGUGGGGAGCUCAGAUACCCGUCAUACCCCGAAAGCAACGGAACCUGGAAAUUCCCCGGCAUCGGAGAAUUCCAAUGCUACGACAAGUACAUGCGGGCUUCGCUGGCAGCUGCCGCGUCAGCAAUCGGGCGGGACGAGUGGGGCCUGCGCGGGCCCCACGACUCGGGCGGCUACAACAAUUCUCCCGAGGACACCGGUUUUUUCCGGCAUGACGGCACCUGGGGCAGCGACUACGGCCACUUCUUCCUCGACUGGUACUCCCGAAGCCUGCUCGAGCACGGGGAGCGCGUGCUCGAGCCGGCGGGGCAAAUAUUCCGAGGCACUGGUGCAAAGCUUUCGGGAAAAGUCGCGGGCGUCCACUGGCACUACCGGACAAGGGUGGCGGAGGGAGGGGGGAUGAUGUGUGGGUUCACGUACCUGAGGAUGAACAGGCGGCUGUUCGAGGCAAACAACUGGAGGAAUUUCGUGGAGUUCGUGAGGAGCAUGUCGGGCAGGGCAGGGGCCUGCUGCCCGGCGGAGGACAGGAUGGGGACGGACCUGUACGUCAGGUUCGUCGGGCAGACGGGUGGUUCAGGCAGGGAAGUGAGUGUGAGUGAAGCUGCUGAUGCUGAUGCUGCCCUUGUGUAA
Messenger RNA from Striga hermonthica, 1407 nucleotides. NCBI's taxonomy places the organism in Eukaryota, Viridiplantae, Streptophyta, Magnoliopsida, Lamiales, Orobanchaceae. The record is from the annotation of a GenBank genome assembly.